GAUGUUGGUGAUGGUGGCGGCGGUAGUGGUGAUGUUGGCAAUGGUAGCGGCAGUGACGAUGAUGUUGGCGAUAGCGGUUUUGCCGACGUUCCGGUGGCUCCCUCUAGUGCAUGUUUAGAGAAUAGCACGUCGAUCGCACGCGGCAGCCUCUCGUCUGUCGCCGUGGCGACGGCCGACGACGAUGCUCGCUCCCGUUACCGUGACGACGGUCUGCUUGCAGCCGGCGCGGCGCAUGCGGCGCCCACUGUCGAGAUAGACGUGCGUUACCGUGACGACGAGGAUCCAUACGACGAAGUUCCGUUUGAGUUUCUGUCCGAAGCCGAGCAGACGGAGUCGACGCCCGCGGCGACGGAGGUGUCGACUGAGGUCGUGACCCCGGCGCCGGCGACGCUGGAGGUGGCGCCCUCGGUGGCGGCGAAGGAGGAAAAACCGAAAUACCACAAGUACUUCGAAUUUGUGGCGCGAGGCCAGGACGAGCUGAGCAUACUCCCCGGCGACGUGAUACUGGUGGCGACGGAGCAGCACCCGGAGCCCGGGUGGCUCGGCGGAGAGGUGGAGGGGAAGACUGGAUGGUUCCCGGAAGCGUACGCAGACAGGAUGACGGAGGAAGCGCAGACGCCAGACACGAUCACACGCGACCUGUUCGGCAGCACGGCGGCGCCAUCUAGUCUCAGCGAGAUCAAGGAGAGCGGCGAGGCGGCCACGGUGGCGCCCUCUGCUGCUGACACGCCGCCGUCGGACUACGGCGGAGUGCCGGACAGCAUGCGAUCGACGCCCCCUGGUGGCGAGGGUUUCAGAGAGGUGACGACGACGUCGUCACAGAAACAGACGACGGCGGCGCCCGAGGGUCUGCAGGCGCAGGCCCUGUGUCCUUGGAAAGCGAAGAAGGACAACCAUCUGUCCUUCAGUAAGGGUGACGUCAUCCUUGUCAAAUAUCAACAAGAUAUCUGGUGGUCCGGCGAACUCAACGGCAAGAUCGGAUGGUUUCCCAAAUCCUACGUGAGGCUCAUCUCAGCUGCUAGGAAACAUCAAAGGUGA
Messenger RNA from Priapulus caudatus, 1038 nucleotides. RefSeq names its product intersectin-1-like. Lineage: Eukaryota; Metazoa; Priapulida; Priapulimorpha; Priapulimorphida; Priapulidae. The annotation marks the transcript as partial. Gene Ontology annotation, molecular function: protein binding. The transcript has 6 exons. The record is from RefSeq and is a predicted model, not a curated record.